Dendrobium catenatum is the source of this 822-nucleotide messenger RNA. RefSeq lists its product as uncharacterized. The coding region runs from base 1 to 822 and encodes 273 amino acids. The record is from RefSeq and is a predicted model, not a curated record. Lineage: Eukaryota; Viridiplantae; Streptophyta; Magnoliopsida; Asparagales; Orchidaceae. The transcript is spliced from 2 exons.
AUGUUCUCCAACUGGACGCAUCUAAUGCGUUCCUUCACGGAGAAAUCUCUAAAUAAAUCUACAUCAAACAACCUCAUGGAUACGAAGAUCCCCUUCAACCCAAUGCCAUUUGCAAGCUUCACAAAUCGCUGUACGGUCUCAAACAAGCGCCCCAACAAUGGUUUCACAGUCACAGGGAAUGAUCCACUUCACACUCAACAACUGCUUCAGGAUCUUAAAUCUCACUUCGCUAUCAAACACAUUUCCUUAUUUCUCGGGAUACAGAUAAACCGCACAAACGCCGGGUUCUUCCUCACUCAGGGGCACUACGCCUCCAAAAUUCUUCAAGAGACAGGCAUGUCGAAUUGCAAAGCCGCACCUACACCCAUAACACCGGCUUCCAAGCACGCGACAAUCGAUAGCAAUCCCUUUCCCGACGCCUAUCUCUAUCGAUGUCUGGCCGGUUCCCUUCAAUACUUAUCUAUCACACUUCCAGACAUUGCUUUCGCCACUAAUCAAGUGUGCCAGCAUAUGCAGUCUCCGACAGAUCAUGAUUUCCAGAAUCUCAAACGCAUUCUACUAUACGUCAAAGGGACUAUCACUCACGGCCUUCCGAUCAUACCCGGCGACACCACUCUCCAUACCUUCACGGACGCGGACUGGGCCUCCGAUCUCACCGACCGCAAGUCAAUCUCCGGAUUCUGCACUUUCAUGGGCUCGAACCUACUCUCUUGGUCGGUCAAGAAGCAGAUUACCGUCGCCAAGUCGUCAACCGAAGCCGAAUACCGAGCACUCUCCGCGGCGACUACGGACAAUCUCUGGCUCCGGCGCCUAGCAGACUAA